UUAAAGCUAUGUUUUUAAAAAAUAUAAGAUAUUUAAAGAUUUUGAUAUCGCACUUAGUGCUUUUGAGUUCUGUUAGUGGUGAUGAAGCUAAUGCCAGUCUUACUUUCGUUAUUGAUAAUACGAGCUCAAUGGGCCAAGAAUUAAACCAAGUUUUGGCGAGUACGAACGAUGUUUUUGAUGCAGUGCUCAACUCCAACGCAUCAAAAAUAAAUGAGUUUAUAAUUGUGACUUUCAACGAUCCCUUUGGUAACAUCAAAAUAAAACCUGCUAUUUUAAGAAUCAAAACUAAUAACCGUGAUGAUUUCAUUACUACGUUGAAUGAAAUAAAAAUUAAAGGUGGCUACGAUUGUCCAGAAAUGGCUAUGACUGGAAUUGAACUAGCACUCCAAGAGAGCAAACCGAAUUCAUUAGUGUACGUGUUCACCGACGCAUCCGCAAAGGAUUAUAUGAAAUAUGAAAGUGUAAAAACUUUGGCACAACAAAAAUCCAUUCAGGUAACUUUUCUUUUAACCGGUAAAUGCGAGAAAGAAAAGGAAGAGUUGUACAUUGUGUACCACCGACUCGCUACAGUCACUUCAGGACAGGUGUUCAAUAUUGGAAAACAGGAGAUAAGCAAGAUUAUUGAAUAUAUUGUAUUAACUAUAAGAAGUAAAAGGAACACUCUACUACAGAAGACUUAUAAAGAUUAUGAAUGUAAAAAUAAAUAUACUUUUACAGUGGAUAGCAAAUUAUGGGAUAUCCUAAUAGCUAAAUCAGCUCAGAGAGACGUACCCCUUUAUGAUCUCGCUAUAUUUGGACCUGGCGGUAAAGUAGAAGUUAAGGAUUUAAUACAAACUAAGAACACGUCUAUCGUCAAAAUUAAAGUAGAAACAGGUGAUUACAGCGUAUAUAUAAAAGAUUGCCGUGAUGUCACGAUAGUAGUCAGUGCAUCGACUUCUGUAAGCUUCCAGCAUGGAUUUUCGUCUUUCAAACCAAAUUCUUUAGAUAAGACGUCUAGAAAGCCUAUUGCAAAUUCAAAAUCUUACUUGGCGAUAGCGCUAGAGAAUAAAGAAAGAGAUGUCACAUUAAAAACUGUUAUACUCCGAGAUAUCAACGAUAUUUUUGUCAAAGAAUUAUCUCUGAAAUUGAUAGACGAACAUCAACAGUUUUAUAUUACUGAUUCAUUUACUCCACCUAACGUGACGUUUAAGCUUGUGGUAAGUGGAUUCACUGAUUUAAAAGAAAAUAUAACCAGAGUAUCUUCAACUGCCAUAGAUUAUUAUGAAAUUAAAGAAGUCCCAGAAAUUGAUAAACUUAAAAGUGUGUACACAAAAGAUAGAGAAUCAAGUGUGGAUAUAUUAUGCAGGGUUAUUCGGGGUAAUCCUGAACCAGUUAUUUCAUGGUCAUUUGAUCAAGAUUUUUUAGGGAAAUUUAUAAAAUUGAAAGAAACUGGAGAAGCUGUUCAUAUAGAUCAUGUUAGAUUAGAACAUGUUGGUACCUAUAAAUGUAAUGUUGCAAAUGAAAUAGGAAAUGAUCAUCACACCAUGCAACUGUUUAUUGAAUAUCCACCUACAGUUGAAAUAAGACCAAAAGACAAUCAUAACAGUAAAAAGGGUAAAGAAAUUAAACUUGAAUGUCUUGUUAGCGGCUCACCAGCUCCAGAUGUACGUUGGUUUCGGGAACACGUUGAAAUCGAGAGUGGUGGAAGAUAUACAAUUUAUCGAGACCAUACACUUAGUUUCACAGGUGAGAUUUCAGACUCUGGCAGUUAUGCUUGUGAGGCCUCGAACUCUCUUGAUACAACACGUGGCAGUGUGACUGUAUUUAUUUAUGAGCCAGCUAAAAUUGAGAUUCCAGAAGAAAGUGUAUUUAAAGCUGAAUUGCUAGGUAACCUUAGUUUACCCUGUAACGUAAGUGGCCAUCCGGUGCCGAGAGUGCAGUGGUUGUAUUACCCGUUCAGGAAUAAUAAGCGUAUACCAACAAAACUCAGUUGCGAUGAAAGUAAUAAGCUUACAUUGGAAUACAUCCAACUUGAAGAUGAAGGAUACUAUGCGUGCACAGCAGACAACAAUGUUCAUCAAGAUAUAUUGACAUAUACGGUGACGGUUCCAGUUCCUGCUUACAUUAUUUUUAAUUUUGGGUCAAUAAACAUACAUGUUGUUGAAGGAGAUUUGCUAUUCAAACUGAGAUGCUUAGUCUUAGGUAGUCCUACACCAACUCUAAAUUGGACGGUUAAUGGAUUCACUAUAACAGGAAAUGGGCGAUACGAAAUUUUAAAUGACGGAACACUUAUAGUAAAUAAUGUCAGCUUAAAAUCGAAAGGUACUUAUACUUGCUUAGCAAAGAAUGUGCAUGGCAAUGAUACUAUGGAGUACGAAGUAGAUGUCCAUCCAUAUCCCCCGAUACAAGAAAAUCCCGUAAAAAUACUAUUAUCAGAAGGGGAAAAAAGAUAUACAAUGCAUUGUGGUAUUAUGUCAAGGCCAUCAGACUUGCUACGUUGGUUUAAGGAUGGCAAAUUCAUCAAGACAGCUGAACACCUAAUUUUGGUCAACGUAGCAAAGAAUGAUUCCGGAUAUUACACCUGCCGAUGUAGUACCUCGGAACGUUCUUAUUCAUUCCAUAAAAUAAUCUUGGUCGGCAAAGAACCAAAAUUUCUGACUGAGGUGAAUUCUACACUUACAUAUAAGGAAGGAGCUGAAGCAAUAUUAGAUUGCAGUGCAUCUGGGGAACCUCCGCCGAUAACAAAAUGGUGGCGUGACUAUGUUGAAGUUCCUAACAUAAAUACGAGUCAGUAUUCAUUUAUAAUGAAUAAUAAUAACAUAGGACAAAUAAUCAUGUGCUCUGUUAGCAAUGAAUUUAAUAUAAAGGAAAUGAAGCGAUACUUUAAUUUUACUGCAGGAGAGUGCCUCAUGAAAUUGGAAGAUGAUUUUACUGCUAGACAGCCAAUAUUAGUGACUGGUGAAAAUAAACGACAGUGGCCCAUUUUCCCAACGUCCAAUGGAACACUCAGGAUGCAAAAACUUAGAAAGUUCUCACUACUCUGCCCUGAAUCUAAUAUAAUCUACGAUGGCCGGAAACAUGAUAGCAAUAUUCUCAAGACGUCUUGCGUAGAUGAUUCAAUGUUUGAAUUAGAAGGAAGGGCUGUACCUGCUUCGAAAAUCUCAUGCACUAAGCCAAUUAAGCCAUUAGCGAAAGCUUUACACAGUUCUAAAUGUCUCGGACACAACACUGUACAACUUUACAUUGGUUUCGACUUCGAGGGUUCUUUUUUGACCGUAUUUAAUGUCUGUUUUGACAACGUGACGAAGACACCACUAUAUGUAGAAUAUGGCAUGCAUAAGGCUAUCGCCAACACAAUUCCAAAUCAUGUAAAUGGAUACACAAAAGGACGGUAUUUGCGUUUAGGAUUCGAUUAUAUUUAUGAAUGCAGGAAUCAGAUGGGUGCAAUAUCAUCAUUCACAGGCAAAACGUUGAAGAGCGAUAAAAAGUGUUGUUUUGGACGGAGGCAAUUAGUAAAUCCAAGGGAUGUGCUACCAGGGAUAUCCCAAGUGGCCACGUACCACUAUAUGAACGUUGUACCUCAAUGGAGCACCUGUGGCACAGAAAAUUGGGAUGAAGUAGAACGACGAGUAAGAAUGUUUGCGAUAAAUUUAAAUUACACCAUACCAAUAUGGACUGGUGCCACUUCAGAAAGGCCAAAUGUUGCUCCGAUAUAUUUAAAAGAUAUAUUUAAACGGCGACUACAAGUACCUCAGUAUAUAUGGAAGGUAGUUUAUAAACAGCUCGCGAUCAUACACAUAAACGUCCCUGGACUAACAUCGCUUCAAGUGUCAUCUUACAUCCUAUGUAAAGACAUUUGUGAUCAAAUAGACUGGAUGAAGAGUGAUCAAUGGCAAAACAUCGACAAGGGGUUCAUCUACUGCUGCAACAUUAAAGAGUUUCAAAGAGUUUUCAGAUACUAUGGCAUUUUUGACUGAUCUCCAAUAUUCUAGAUCAUGUCAGUAUAGUGUUAACAAUGUGGCCUUAGUUCCAGUUUUGCUCAAUGCAGUCCAGGAGUCGUUCUCGCAUAACAAAUUCUGUAUUGUCAAAGUAAAAUGGAGUGGCAUUCGUUUUAGGGUCGCAAAUAAUGUACUUCUGAUUUUUGCUUUACAAACUUCAGCCAGAGAUAAAGUAUUAAAGGCAACUUUGAGCUUUAAUGUAGUCCAAAUAAGCACCAUUUCACUCCGAAGAUCAAGUAUUUCCAUACUCGAAAACGACUCCGAUGUCGGAUGUCGAAGGCUUCAGGUUGCAAGAGAUCAUCUACUAAGACUUGAGUUGUAAAACAUAGUUACGAAGCUUAAAGUAAUAACGUAAUAAUAUAUUAUAACGUAAACGCGUAAUAUUAAAUAUGAUUUAACGCUAAGUUAGG
Pararge aegeria (speckled wood butterfly) is the source of this 4387-nucleotide messenger RNA. Its product is annotated as hemicentin-1-like. The transcript is spliced from 22 exons. Lineage: Eukaryota; Metazoa; Arthropoda; Insecta; Lepidoptera; Nymphalidae. The record is from RefSeq and is a predicted model, not a curated record. The coding region runs from base 9 to 3956 and encodes 1315 amino acids. Gene Ontology annotation, molecular function: nucleic acid binding; hydrolase activity; metal ion binding.